Messenger RNA from Chrysoperla carnea, 585 nucleotides. Its product is annotated as zinc finger protein 271-like. The transcript is spliced from 3 exons. Gene Ontology annotation, biological process: regulation of transcription by RNA polymerase II. Lineage: Eukaryota; Metazoa; Arthropoda; Insecta; Neuroptera; Chrysopidae. Gene Ontology annotation, molecular function: RNA polymerase II cis-regulatory region sequence-specific DNA binding; DNA-binding transcription factor activity, RNA polymerase II-specific. Bases 1 to 585 code for a protein of 194 amino acids. The record is from RefSeq and is a predicted model, not a curated record. Gene Ontology annotation, cellular component: PcG protein complex; transcription regulator complex.
AUGGAAAAUGAAAUAUUUGAAGGAACUGUUACUAAAAUAGAACAAGUAUCACUUAAAGAAGAAAUAAUAGAAGAACCUGUUGAAAUUAAACAUGAAGAAAUACAUUUCAAUGAUGUAUUUACAGAAUAUGAAAAUGUUAAACUUGAACAACAAUUGAAUACAGAACCAAUAUCUAAAAAUGAAAUUUUUAAUGAAAAUGUUUUAGAACAUCAACAGACUGACAUCGAAGACAAACGUUUUUCAUGUGAAAAAAGUAAAUUAAUUAAACAUCAACGAACACAUUCGGGAACAAAACCGUUAACAUGUGAUGUUUGUGAUAAAACAUUUAAUUUACAAAGUGAUUUAGCUCUACAUAAACGAAUCCACACCGGUGAAAAAACUUAUUCAUGUGAAAUUUGUAAUAAACAAUUUAGUGAUAGAAGUAAAUUAAAACAUCAACGAACGCAUACUGGAAAAAAACCGUUAACAUGUGAAGUUUGUGAUAAAACAUUUAAUUUACAAAAACAAACUGAAACUGUUAGAUUGGAAAAUGGGGGAAUUAAAGAAGAAAUACCAAUGGAAACUGUUAAAAUUGAACAUAGAUAG